AUGGUCAGUUGCCUCUCUUUUCGUUUGGAUGGGAUGCCUGUCAUGGUGACAGGAAGUACAAAGGGACACAUAGUAAUGUGGAAUUUGGAAGAGAAAAGAGUAAUGUCUCAGAUCCAGUCUGCACAUUCAUCUAGUAUUGCUGGAAUGCAAUGUCUAAUGUCAGAACCAUUGAUGGUCACUAACUCUCAAGAUAACUCCUUAAAAAUGUGGAUAUUUGAUAUGUCUGAUGGUAGUGCAAGACUUUUAAAAAAAAGGGAAGGCCAUUCACUUCCUCCAAACUUAGUGAGACACUGCGAACCUACAGGCGAAAAUCUUUUAGCAGCUGGAAGGGAUAGCAGCCUCCAUGUAAUGAAUACUGUCACUGAAACUUUCAAUAAAAGUAUGGGAAGGGCAUCUUACAACAGGAAGGUUUCCAAAAAGAAAAAGAGACUUCAGACUGAUUACCUUAUUUUGCCAUCUAUUAUCAAGUUAAGUUCCUGCAUGCAGCGAGAUAAACAGUGGGAUAGCAUAGCAUCCCUUCACGACGGCAUGUACAUGGCCACUACCUGGUCUUAUAAUAAGAUAUGUAUGGGCCAACAUAAAUUAAAACCUCCUGAAAUGGAAAAAGGUGUCCAGGCUACUUGCUUGACAGUCACACACUGUGGUAAUUUUGUUGUAAUAGGAUAUAGUAAUGGACAAGUACACAAGUUCAAUAUGCAGUCUGGUUUGCAUAGAGGUUUCUAUGGCAAGGAAAGGAAGCUUGCACAUAAAGGAGCAAUUAGAGGUGUAGAAACAGAUCUUUGCAAUCAAAGAGUAAUUACUGUAGGGGCAGAUGACAAAUUAAAGUUUUGGUAUUUUAAAACAGCUACCAACCCAUUCCAUGUUUUAAAAUUAGAAGAAUCUGUUAGUAGUACUAAAUGUCAUAGGGACAGUGGACUGUUGGCGUUGGCAAAUGAAGAUUUUUCUAUAACCUUGGUUGACAUAGAUACAAUGAAAAUUGUUAGAAAGUUUGAGGGCCAUGUUGGAAAAAUAAAUGAUAUCGAUUUUGACUGUCAAAGCAGG
Messenger RNA from Iphiclides podalirius (scarce swallowtail), 1041 nucleotides. The record is from the annotation of a GenBank genome assembly. NCBI's taxonomy places the organism in Eukaryota, Metazoa, Arthropoda, Insecta, Lepidoptera, Papilionidae.